Molecule: messenger RNA, 3698 nt
Organism: Leguminivora glycinivorella
Lineage: Eukaryota; Metazoa; Arthropoda; Insecta; Lepidoptera; Tortricidae
Product: dedicator of cytokinesis protein 4-like
Exons: 22
Coding region: 1-3618 (1205 amino acids)
Biological process (GO): small GTPase-mediated signal transduction
Cellular component (GO): plasma membrane; cytoplasm
Molecular function (GO): guanyl-nucleotide exchange factor activity; small GTPase binding
Source: RefSeq, a predicted model, not a curated record
AUGCUGGACGCACCCGCGGCCAACUCACCACCGGCGCUAGCCAAAGCUCGACUAGCUGCGGCCCAGGAGAUACUCAAGGACCGCUUGGACAGGAUCCUGCUUAUUCUGGACGUCGUCGAGGAGCGCAAGCUGUUGGUGGCAUGCACUCGCUGCAGACACUAUACACCGACGCUCGCCAAGGCUAGACUUGAAGCAGCUAAGGAGAUACUCAAGGGACCGCUUGAACAAGAUCCCGAGGCCCGCAACAUAGUGCUAACAACAGCAUGCCACCACCUCCGCGUGCACCUGGCGCGGCGCGACGAACUGUCUCAAUGCGCCGAAAUGCUCGGCGAACUGGUCUCCCUGCUGUGGAAGAAGGAAGAUCCGGACGAGGCGGUGGAUCCGGACGAGUUAGAUCCGGACGUGGAUGUGCUGUGUCUGAACACGCUGGAUGUGCUUGUGGAGACGGUGCUGCAUUUGAUUGGUGGAAACUCGCCAGUACUGGAAGAUCCGGACGAGGCGGUGGAUCCGGACGAGUUAGAUCCGGACGUGGAUGUGCUGUGUCUGAACACGCUGGAUGUGCUUGUGGAGACGGUGUUGCAUUUGAUUGGUGGAAAUUCGCCAGUACUGGUUUGUGUACUUUGCUCUUAUCCAUCAAUAUGUUGCUACGAUAGUCUGCUAACUGAAAUGCUCGGCGAACUGGUCUCCCUGCUGUGGAAGAAGGAAGAUCCGGACGAGGCGGUGGAUCCGGACGAGUUAGAUCCGGACGUGGAUGUGCUGUGUCUGAACACGCUGGAUGUGCUUGUGGAGACGGUGCUGCAUUUGAUUGGUGGAAAUUCGCCAGUACUGGGGUCAAUGGUAGCCGGUCUACUCGGCUGUAUGGAACUACUGAAGCCAGCCCACUACCAGAGACUGUGGAGCCAUCUAGCGCCACACCCGCAGGACCGAAAGCCGCUCAAAGAUUUCCUCAUGCGUGCCUUUCUGGUGUUCCGACAUCUUAUUGAACAGGAUGUUUUCCCGGCCGACUGGAUGGUGUUGCGAGUACAAAGCUGCAAAGUACUGCUAUCCGCAUUGCAAGAUUUGGCUAAGCCUUUAUUGGAGAGGUUCUUGGGUGACGAACCUCCUCAAUUCGAUUCUCAGCUGUGGUCGGGGUACAUGGAGCUGGGCGUGGCGCUGGUGACGUCGGGCGCGCUGACGCCGGAGCGCUGGGCGGGGCGCGGGCCCGAGCGCCCGCGCAUGCGCGCCGCCGCCGGCCUGCAGGUGCUCGCCGUGUGGGGCCGCCUCGGCAAAGCACAACUGCACCUUGUACCAGGCGCAGUCGGCGCCCUUCUAGAGAUCACUCUAGUUGGCGAGCUCCGCCGUGCCGCCCUAGGCGCUCUAGUGUCACUCAUGGCCAUGGAGCGAGAAGCUACCGGCUCAGCACGACGAACCGAGGCUGCACUCGUCGACAAACUCGACUCACUUGUCGCUGACAACAAGGCGGAUGACCACUACCGGAGAUUGUUCGACUGCGUACUUAUGGAGCGCGUCUCAACCGAGGGUUGGCGCGAGGCUGGUGCGGCGUUCGUAGGCUGCGUGACUCGCUUACUGGAGCGGUUGCUCGACUACCGAGCCGUCAUGCAGGGCGCCGAACACCGCGACAAGAGAAUGGCCGCUACCGUCAACCUUCUUAGUUUUUACAAAAACGAGAUCGACCGCAAGGAAAUGUACUUACGCUACGUGUACAAACUGCACGAUCUGCACAUCGCGUCGGAUAACUUUGUUGAAGCCGGGUGCACGCUCUUGCUAUACGCAGAAACAUUGAGUUGGGAGAGCGACCAAGUUGGAGUUGACCCAGAAUAUCCUGAAACACCAGAAUGGAAGCGAAAGGAAGCUCUAUACAAUCAAGUCUUACAAUACUUUGAUCGCGGAAAGUGCUGGGAAAAAGGUCUACCACUUCUGCGAGAGCUAGCAAACCUCUACGAACAGAAACUCUGCGACUACGCUCGUCUGGCUCACUGCCUCCGCACCCAUGCGACUUUCCUCGACUCCAUACUGACCCAACUACGCCCGGAACCAGAGUAUUUCAGAGUCGGGUUCUAUGGAAAAGGAUGUCCGCUGUUUGUGAGGAAUAAGCAAUUCGUGUAUCGCGGCUACGAUUACGAACGAAUCGGCGCGUUUACGCAACGCUUGCAGUCGGAAUACGUCGCUGCACAUAUUAUGAUGCGCAACACACCUCCCGAUGACUCCAUCAUCGCUAACGACUCGCAAUACAUCCAGAUCUGCAACGUGAAGCCCGUGGCAGCGCGGCGGCAGUGGGGCGCAGGCGCGCCCGAGCAAGCGCGCCGGUUCUACGCCUGCAACGACGUCAACACAUUCCUGUGCGACCGGCCACUGCACAAGCCGCCCAUAGACAAGGACAAUGAGUUCAAGAGUCUUUGGAUUGAAAGGACGACGCUGGUGACCGAAAACACGCUUCCCGGCAUAUUGAGAUGGUCUGAAGUUGUAUCAAGAUCAGUUGAAGAAAUUCCACCUGUUGAAUUCGCCUGCGAAACCAUGGAGUCAACCGAGCGUGAACUCCGAGGCCUUAUAUCACAGUACACCGCCGACCCCGCGCGCAACCUCAACCCCUUCUCCAUGCGCCUGCAGGGCACCAUCGAUGCCAACGUGCAGGGCGGCAUCACUAAAUAUGAACAGGCCUUCCUUACGUCAGAGUUUGCGAGGACGGCCACCCCUAGAGAAGCAGCGGCGGCUGCUAAGUUGAGACGGCUAGUGGCGUCUCAGUUGGCUGUGGUAGAUGCUGGAUUGGCUCUGCAUGGAAGACUGGCGCCUGAAGAUGUUAAGCCGUUACACAGGCGACUGGUGGAACGAUUCAAUCAACUGAGGCAAAACCUUGGCCCUGGCUUGGCCAGAGCAAGGCGGCAGCUGUCGGAAAGCAUUGUUAACACUCCGCUACCUCCGGUGCCGCAGAUGGAUAAACGAUCUCAGAGUAUACAACAGAAUGACAACUUCUAUGAAGAUGGUCAUCUUUAUAACAAGCCUAUCUACUCGCUAGAAGACUGCGUCGAGCAGCGAACGGAGAGCAUAAUGUCAACGAGUCUACCCCUGGGCGGUGAAAAGAGUGAUGGUGAUGACUCGAUGAUCAAGUCCGCGCCUCCCCUACCGACGAGGCCCAAGUCUGGUGACCCCAGGAGUCCUACCAGGCCUCCGCUUGACAAGUAUCGUGACUCGCUGGACGGCGAGGCGGUGGAGACCCGGCGCCACAGCCGCGCGUCGUGGAGCGAGCCCGGCGACGCGCCGCCAUUACCACCACGCGUUUCAGGUUCUGGUCGAUCAUGGACGGAGGCGCCACCGGCAGUCCCGCGGCGGGCGCGCGACGAGCCCCCGCGCGCGGGCGAGGCUCGCGGCGACGACGCGCGCGACUCCGGCGUCAGCGUCGGCCACGCCGACCACCCCUACACCAACUCCAUGGACCACCGCCGCCACCACGAUUUCGACCUGACCGUGGAAUCCCUCCGCUACGAGGAAAUAAUCUCAAUGAUGUCGGAGCCUCUCCGCGUGGACGAGGGCGAGACUCCGCCGCCCAUCCCGCCCAAGGGGCUCGGCCACCUCAGCAGCUUCGACUCCGGCCAUCAUGAAAACGGCGAGACCAACUGCUAAACCCUACCUGGGUAAGGCCACUAGGCACUGGUCCCAUCACGGCGAGAAAAACGAACAAAAGAUAAGCACUCCCAUGUAAA